UCGUUCGACACAUUCGAAAAUCCCGCUGCUUCCAUGUUCUCGUUUACCCUGCACGUGCAAUCAGAUGGAUACACUAGGAACAGGGCGACGAGGGUAUUUCUUUGUACAUCGAGUCCAGAUGAGAGCGGACGUUACACCCUUGACUUGGCGCAGGACGGAGAUGAGUUGGUCGUCUUCAGAGGCGUCGAUACAGAGGAUUUAGGUAGGUGGCUCAUACUAUCUGGACUUCUCUCUAUCAUCGUCGAGCUUAUUGCUGGCAAAGUCACUACAACGCUCGAGCGGUUAACCGCUCUGCACCGCCCAGACUCAAUAGUGGUGGGCACGAGAGGCCAGCGCGGCAUGAUGCAAGCCUGGGGUGCGGCGUUCGGCAGCGUAUCAAAGUAUUGUCUCUCGAAUUCUCCCGUGCCCAUCAUUGUCGUUCGCCCGGAGAGAAAGGUCAGGAAAGUACUAGCCAAGAGAAGAACCGAUCCAAAGAGAGGUACCCAUUUUGACGAGCUCACGAGGGCGAAGACGCAGAAUAUACAGAGUGUUCCUAUGUCUCCCUCUGUCACACGAGUGUGA
Messenger RNA from Suillus subalutaceus, 561 nucleotides. RefSeq lists its product as uncharacterized. The transcript has 3 exons. Lineage: Eukaryota; Fungi; Basidiomycota; Agaricomycetes; Boletales; Suillaceae. The record is from RefSeq and is a predicted model, not a curated record. The annotation marks the transcript as partial.